AUGACUGACGGCAAGACCCUAGUACACUCGCAUAUCCACUGGCGCAAUGAGAAGAGGAAAAGCUGGCAUCGAGAAUUGAUAUCCAAGGUGGUAAGCCUGCUACAAGCCGAAGAUCACGAUUCCCUGGCACUUGUAGCCAGAACGACCGGAAUUCCUCCCCAGUUACGCAAAAACGUGUGGCCUAUUUUGCUGAAGUACCACCCCAUGGUCAUUUCACCGAAUAUCAUGUCAAACACACUGGUUUGGGACUCUCAAAAACAAAAUUGGCGCUACCACCCGGAAACCAGAAGUACAGAGGAGAUAGAUCUUCUUAUCAUGCACGAUCUGAGUAAGUACUUUCACAGACGAAGCCCGGGAGGUGGUAAGAACCACAGUGCCAGUGGUUCUAAUUCCAUUCCUUUUUCCAAUGAUCCCCCACAGCUUUCUUGUGAAGAGCAGCGAACUAUCGAGUGUCUCAAAUCCUGCAUUUGCCAAUUUCUAAAGAAGUGGUCCCAAUUUUUCAAAUAUGAGAGUGGACUUACGUGGAUCGCGCUGGCGCUAGCUGAAUGGUACCCAUUUGAUGACAACAACAGUAUUCUUCCCGGGAAGCGACACGGUCCUCCCGUCUAUCUCUAUGAUGAGUACUUUUUACCACAAUAUAUUCAAAAUCAGCUUCCAGACAAAGUUGAGUUCACGUUCAGUGAUUUAUAUGAAAGACUGGUACUAGUCAUUUUGCACUCCCCCGACAUACCGAAAGCAGAGAAGCUGGCUGGGAAGAACGGUAACGACACCUCUGUUCCGCAAUACUAUCCAGUUAUUUCCGGAGGAGACUUAGCAUUUCAAUGUCAACUGUUCUUUAAGGUGUUUUCCAUAAUCUUACCGGAGCUUUAUCAGCCCGUGACCGACGAGGAGUCCCUCAGGCCAUCUAAGAAAACCAACUGGAUGUACUGGUGGUUCAAGUGUUCCGGCGCGCGUGUGCUGCAUAAGCAAGAUCGAGGUCGAAUUUGGGAUACCUUUUUAGGCUGGCGACCACACCCAAGGUCGCUGAACUUCUACCUCAACUACAACAAUAAGAUUUUCGAACACCUGUAUUCUACAACCACCACCUCCCGCUUGGACGCUGAUUUUUUCAAAAAAAUCUGUAAAUACGGGCAUGAUGCAUUUUGGUUUCCCGACCUCGAAGCUCUUCGCCUAGGCUCACCAGAUCUUGAGUGCGAUUUUCAAGUUCUCUCCGAAUUGGUGCGGCGCAAUAAGUAUGGAUCUCCUGAUGAGGAGCUCGAGAUAUCCACCAACUCCAGUGUGGGAAGCCAGACUCGAAAACUUACAACGGGGGUAAAUAUACCAUUUUCGCUGUUAGACCCACAUGUGCAGCUGAUUUUCAUGUACAUGGGAAUUUUGCAGCAGCAUGAGUUCAAACUGCUAGAAUUCGAAGAGGCUGAAAUAUCCGAAUUUUUCAAUAACGUUCCAUCCUUGUCCCGUGCUGAUGACCAUAACUAUCGACACCUUUACGGAAACGAUUUAGACUCGCGAUCUGUCAGCUCUAGUGAAACAGAGCCAGAGGACCUGACAAAAAGACCUACCUCAAAUUCGUCUACUACCCACAUGUUAAUCGAGGUCGGUGAUGAUGACAAAACUGCCAAUUCGUUCGACGAAAUCUACAAUCUCGCUGGUGAUAUCUGGAGAAAAUGGAUUUGGAGGGAGCUGGAGGACAGUGCGAGUGGAUAA
Molecule: messenger RNA, 1704 nt
Organism: Lachancea meyersii CBS 8951
Lineage: Eukaryota; Fungi; Ascomycota; Saccharomycetes; Saccharomycetales; Saccharomycetaceae
Source: the annotation of a GenBank genome assembly